Molecule: messenger RNA, 1388 nt
Organism: Ricinus communis (castor bean)
Lineage: Eukaryota; Viridiplantae; Streptophyta; Magnoliopsida; Malpighiales; Euphorbiaceae
Product: bark storage protein A-like
Exons: 6
Coding region: 224-1270 (348 amino acids)
Biological process (GO): nucleoside metabolic process
Molecular function (GO): catalytic activity
Source: RefSeq, a predicted model, not a curated record
ACUUAUCCUAGUUCAAUAAUUUUUACAACCAUUAGGGUCUCCUAUUUGCUAACCAUUAUCCACUACUUUCACCGACAAAAGUCCUCCAAUUAACCUGGCACUUUUAUGUCUCACUGACCAAUCAAAAACUCAAGAACUGCUCCUUCUCUCUCCUCUCUCUCUCUCUCUCUCUCCCUCAGUAGAUCGGUCGACACUUGCACACACCCCUGUAAUUCCUUCAAAUAUGAUCCAACGGUGGUCCUCAGUGGGAGAGCAAAGGCGAAAGUACUGGACCGUUGACUUGGAGGCAGUGAUAGUAGGACUAGUAGUAGUGCUUAUGAUAGACUACUCAGAGGAGCUGAAGUUGAAGCACCCAAUGCAUGGAGUAGUAGAUAGAGUUAACGAGAAUGGAGGUCCUUAUAUUGGCUUAGUUAUGGCUUACCCUACUGAAGAAGUGGCCCUUCAAGGCUCUGGUUUCUUUGUCCCUAGCUCUCACACCCCUUCCGUUGACUUGGCUGGAAGAAGAUUCCACAUUGGGAAGAUUAGUGGUAUUGAUGUGAUCUAUGUCAUGACUGGAGAGCAAAUAUUAAAUGCAGGAAUAACUGUUCAAAUCCUUGUUGAUGCAUUUGACAUUAAAGGGAUAGUUCAUUAUGGAACAGCAGGAAGUGCUAAUGACUCUUUGUCCUUCGGUGAUGUUAGCGUUCUAAACUAUGUCGCCCUUACCAGUUCUUGGAAAUGGAAGGAGUUCAAGUCAGGAAGAGGGCAAUUACCAGAACUGAAAUUUGGAGCCUUCAAUUUUCCUGAAAAAGGAGAUAAUUUAUUAGCAAAGAUUGAAUUCACACCAACACAGGUGUACUCCACCGGGAAAACCAUGGAAGAGAUGUUCUGGCUUCCAAUUGAUUCAAACUGGUUUAAAAUCGCAUUUCAACUUCAGGAUCUAAAUUUGCAGCAAUGUGUAAACGACACCUAUUGCCUACCUAAAAUGCCAAAAGUUGUGUAUGGACUGAGGGGUUCUACUGCUGAUAUAUUCCUUGCCAAUGCAGCGUACAGAGAAUUUCUUUACAAAGAAUUUAGUGUUUCAACAGUAGAUGAAGAGAGUGCUGCUAUUGUCAUGACCUCUCUAUCAAAUGGAGUACCUUGCAUUGUAUUUCGUGGUGUAUCAGAUUUGGCUGGUGGAGGAGGAAUACUAUCGGACACAAGCCUGAGUUUUCUGGCCUCUGUCAAUGCUCUCAAUGUGGCUAUUGAGUUCAUAAAACUAGUAGGUAAUGUAUAUGCAGCUCAGGAUCAUUGAAACAAUUAUCGCUGUUGAGCCCUUUUGAGUGAUAUUAAAAUUGCUCAGCUCUAUUGAACAUUGCUUUCUAAUGGUAAUUCUCAUAUAUUGAUUUAUGCCUUCAGAGGUAAUUUGGGUA